Messenger RNA from Phytophthora infestans T30-4, 3315 nucleotides. RefSeq lists its product as uncharacterized. Gene Ontology annotation, biological process: signal transduction. The transcript has a single exon. The record is from RefSeq and is a predicted model, not a curated record. The coding region runs from base 1 to 3315 and encodes 1104 amino acids. Lineage: Eukaryota; Oomycota; Peronosporomycetes; Peronosporales; Peronosporaceae. Gene Ontology annotation, molecular function: protein binding. Gene Ontology annotation, cellular component: nucleus; cytoplasm.
AUGACGGAAGCCGCCGCGGACUACCACGCGCUGCCGGAACAGGGCUCGUUCUCGGGCCACGGUGCCGAGCGCGUGAGUCGCCGCAGCUCUCAGGGUCCGUCCACGACGGUGCCCGCUGCGUCCACCGACAAAGCCACGCCACUACCCAGUGGCUCUACGGACGAAGCGAUGAUGGAACUGGGCGAUGUGGACGAUGACGCCGUGGCUGUCAUGCCCCGUGGCACGCCCAAACCUCUUCCCAACGCCUUCCUUGGUCCUGGAUAUGGGCGCAACUCAUACUUUACAUGGCGCUUGCGUAUGAGCACGUUACUGGUCGCGGCGCUCGGUAUUGCAGGUAUUGUGGCAUUCUGGGUGUCCAAGGAUAUCGGACAUGGAGGCGUGUACGUACAGGACGUAGGAUACGCAAUGUCUUUCCAGCGUACGAUAACCACGGCGUGUAUUGCAGACACAGACUACUGCGGCGCUUGUGACACUAUUGUGGUGUACGCCAUGUUGGUGUAUCACGUGGCGCCGCUGCUAGUGAUCAUCGGUCUACCAGCAUCCGGUUUGCGGUUAUUUGAGCCUUUUCGACGACGUCGAGACGGCGGAGGCCGCCAGAAGAUCCAACGCUCAGUAUUUUUCCAGUUCUGCGAACUCUUGAGCGUGGUGGUGUUGGUGUUUAGUCUCCUGGUGAUUCUGUAUUUCGUGUAUGCAAUUUUCCAAGGCAAUAAUUUUCAUUGCAGUCAGGCACGUGCAAUAUUGUACGUGGCCUUCGCAGUGGUGACAUUUUUCGCAAAUUUCGUGGUACUCACGUACUUCGCACGUUUCCGAGAGCAUCUGAGUAUGCAACUUGGGGCGUUUAAGGAAACGGACCAAACUGGAGGUAUCCGAUCUCGACUGCAACGUCGGCGCAGUAAAUACAAGUCAGAGCGCACGCGGGUGGUGAACGACAUACGUAAACACCUCUACAAGGAGACGUCACUGGGAAAUGUAGCCAAGAUGGAGACGCUAUUGGAGUACGCUAAAGAGCGGCUGGGCACAGAGUUCGCCCAUGAAAUGUACAAUGACGCCAGACUGGUCUUCAAGCUGUUUGGUCGCUCCAAGAAGAACCCAAUUCAUGUGGCUGCUUAUCUGGGAAACGUUCAGGCGUUGCAACUGCUUUUCGAGGCUGGAUUCCGUGUGGAUAGCUAUGAUAAGGUGUCUCGCGUGCGUUUUACGACUGGUGAUUUAUUCUGGACAUUCGCGCAGAUCUUCGUUUCGAAACCUCUGACGUCUGAAGAUGAAAUGGCUGCGUCGAUCUUCCGUACGACGCUGGUGACGCCGCUACAUUGCGCUGUGAGUACAGGGCAGAUUCAGGCAGUUCAGUGGCUUAUUGAGCAUGGCGUCAACGUGAAUCUCAAAUCCAAGGCUUCGUAUUGGUCCGACCGGAUGCCGCCUCUUUUCGUCGCUGAUAACCCGGAUAUUGUGACGCUGCUACUUGAAGCUGGCGCAAACCACCUCGAAGUGCCCGAUCCUGGCCAUAUGAAUACGGUCACAGUGUUGCAGAUGGCCUACAUGCGAGGCAACUUCCCUGUUGCACACGAACUGGAAGAAUGGGGUGCGGAUGUGGCUCUAACACCUCUGCAUGAAGCUGCUGCCAAGAACAACACAAUAAGCAUCAGGAAGCUGCUAAAGACUGGCGCGGAUCCGAACUGUGUGGGCGAAUACGGUUAUACAGGCAUGCAUCGCCGUACUCCUUUGCAUUGGGCAGCGAUUACUGGCGCUGUCGAAGCCAUUAGCAUGCUGCUUGAAGCUGGAUCCGAUCCCGAUUUCCAGGAUAUCUUCGGUCGGUCGCCACUACAUUGGGCCGCACGAGUGAACAAGCCAGCAGUGGUGCGUUUACUACUGACAAAAGGUGCUGACGUGAACCUACGCGACUAUCGUGACCACACUCCUCUGCUGUGUGCUGCGUCCUCCAAGAACGUGAGUGUCGACUUGUUUGACUGCCUCGUCCAGCAUGGCGCAGACAUCGAUGACCGUCUUCCGAAUGGUGAUACAGCGCUGCAUAUUGCGAUGAAGUGUGAGCAGAAGGGAACAGCAUUGGCACUGCUGGACGCUGGAGCGGAUGUGAUGGAGACGAACCGGGAUGGCUACCGUCCUGUGGACUGCACCACCUCGACGCAGUUGCAGUUCGAGAUUAAACAAGCUGCUGGAGAUCGCGACGUUAUGAUCAGUUAUACGCACUCUCACAGUCAGUUUGCGUUAAAGAUUCGCGACAGUCUUGAGCGUGCGAACAUCACGUCCUGGCUUGAUCUCAUGGACCCGACUGGUAUCGGUGGUGGCUCAGUGUGGCGUGAAGAGAUUGCUCGUGGCAUCAAGAACGCCGAAGUGAUCAUUUGUCUGUACACUGAGGACUACCCCGUGUCGGAAUGGUGUCUCAAGGAACUCGCCCUGGCGAAGCAACUAGGAAAACCAAUUAUCGCCGUCUCUCCGGAGGGUGCAGCAGUCACAGAAGAGAUGCAAGUGUACAUUUACACUCGACAAAUGGUGCCGUUCGAGCCGGCUAUCAAGAGCGUCAACAACACCAACAAACGCAAGAUUAUGUACGAGUACGACGAGGAGCGGUUUGCAGCUCAAUUCCGUCUGCUACUGGACGGUGUACGCGAUGAGAUUGAGAAGCAGCGCGAGGCAAAUAUUGUCGGUGGUAGUAGACGUCGAUUGGCCAAUGGAACAAGUGUGGUUGGAUUCGGUGAGAACAUCACGGACUGGGACCCGGCCACUCUGGAUAAUAUCCCGUUCGCAUUCGUCUCUCAUGGGGAUGUCCACCACAGCUUCGUCAAGCGACUUCAUGACCGUCUGCAGGAUAACCAGGUGCGGUGUCUACUUGACGGUACACAGUCGUAUACGGAUAUGACGGAGCGCAUCCAUGCUGCCAAGGAGGCCAUUCUUAAAUGCGAGGUGUUUAUCGUGGUGCUGUCAAGGAAGACCGUUAAUAGUGAGCUGGUGAAGGACCAACUGGCGUUUGCUGAAGACAAGGGGAAGCCUAUCUUGCCAGUUAUGCUGAACGACAUGGAGAUCCCGCUGGAUAAACACUACACCCUUUCGCGACUGGAGCUGCUCCACUUCACACCGGAAUUAGGCUUCAACUCGAGCUUCAUGCAGCUUUUGGGUCGUGUACGCGAUAACAUGACGACAGCCAAUGCUUCAUUCAACGCGCCACGUGCAUCAACACGUCCGACGUUCCGAGCCGUAGCUCGAAUGACAGCCAUGAACCACGCACGACAGAAUAACAACGUGGCUGUCAAUGCCGCCGCCCGUGCUUUCCUGGGACGCCCUCGACUCUCGGAAGCGGCGUGA